UAGGAAUAUUGCCUACUCCUAUUGGAGUCUGGAGCGUUACCAGUAGUAUUUAAUUACUACUCUUUCUUUUUUGAAAUAAAAUUAAAAAUCACUUUUUUUUUUUAGGGAAAAUACCCCAAAAAAGGAAACAAGUUGAAAUAAAAUUGAUUGCUAUAUUCCGGCGAGGAUUGGAAACUUAACCUAUCUACAAGUGAUUAAUCUCUCACACAACUCAUUAUCAGGUUCAAUUCCAUUAAACAUCGUUGGUUGUUUUCAGCUGCUCGCCUGCUUGCAUUGAUACUAACAACAAUCUUUCUGGUGAAAUUCAACCUGAACUUGAUGCAUUCAAUAGCUUGAAAAACCAACAUGAGCUCCUGCCUACACUUUCUUCAUCCACUCAACGCCACCGAUUUCGUCUUCCCAAACCUUUUCUCCACCUUUCCCAGACUCGUACAAUAUCAGACGCGAAGUCUUCGAAGAAGAAGAUGAGGCCCAUUGAAUAGCACGUGAGAGGGAGGUGGCUCAGUUAAAACUCAUUUACCAUGGACAUGGAAUGACGUGAAUACCCCUCCGUUAACGGACAUCUAAGGCGUACCAUCCGCCCGGGCCCGGCGUAUUCCAGAAUAAGCCAUUGGGGAAAUUUCUGUUCUAGUAGUGCCUAUGCACUUGCUUCAUAUUCCAAUCCCAACACAUCCCAGCAGAACAAAUUCUCAUAGAACAAUUUUGUCUGGGAAUUGGAAUACUCGUACUUUAAACUGUCAGCAAUCUCCACUUCAGAGAAUCAUUGGAUAUAAAAAGCACCUACCAUAUAGCUAGUUCAAGUAAAGGAGCCGAGGAACUAAUAGCCUCAGAGUCAAUGGCCAUGAGACAAAUCCAAGUCGCCGACGACACGCUUGUAAUCCAUGAGCUCGAGGACGUUUGUGACUCGGCCACUGGCCGAGUACUCACCGGCUCAUGGAUUUGGGCCUCGGCUUUGGUCCUAUCCAACUGGAUGACCAACGAAAGCCGGACCAACUUCAGUUUUCUAGGCAAGACCGUGCUUGAGCUUGGUGCGGGAGCUGGACUCCCCGGCUUGACAGCAGCCCGGCUAGGAGCGAGCCAAGUUGUGCUCACCGACAUCAAGCCGCUGCUUCCAGGUUUGCUGAAGAAUGUCGAAGCCAACGGACUUGGUGAACUAGUCAAUGUCAGGGAACUCAUAUGGGGAUCAGACGAGUCAUUGAGCGAAGUCGGUGAGUUUGACUUGGUUUUGAUGUCAGAUGUGUUCUACAACGCCGAGGAGAUGGUUGGCUUGGCCAAGACGUUGAAAUGUGUGUGCAACAGAAAGACGACAGUUUUGGCAGCAACUGAGGUAAGGCCCUCAACAGCCGAGUGUCUGAGCGAGUUUAUUAGAGAAGGCUUUAUGCUUGUUGAGUUGCCGAGUGAGUUCGCUUCUUCAGAAGGAAUGGACAUGGAGAGUUUGGAUUCCUUUGCCAUCUUCCAAGUCAUACCACCGCAUGAAGAAAGCCAGAUGGAUGGCCCUUGUAAUCGAGACCACAGGACAUGAGCUACAUCAGUGCAUGUUUAUUUAUAGACUUUUGUUAUUUCUGGCACAAAAUGGUACCACUUCAUCCAAGGACGAAAUAUUGCCAGCUUCCAGUUUGAAAAAAUUCCAUGCAUCUUCAUUUAUACGUCAAACAAG
Messenger RNA from Rosa rugosa (rugosa rose), 1657 nucleotides. RefSeq lists its product as uncharacterized. Bases 836 to 1522 code for a protein of 228 amino acids. The transcript has a single exon. Lineage: Eukaryota; Viridiplantae; Streptophyta; Magnoliopsida; Rosales; Rosaceae. The record is from RefSeq and is a predicted model, not a curated record.